Molecule: messenger RNA, 1504 nt
Organism: Athalia rosae (coleseed sawfly)
Lineage: Eukaryota; Metazoa; Arthropoda; Insecta; Hymenoptera; Athaliidae
Product: histidine protein methyltransferase 1 homolog
Exons: 5
Coding region: 579-1298 (239 amino acids)
Biological process (GO): peptidyl-histidine methylation, to form tele-methylhistidine
Molecular function (GO): protein-L-histidine N-tele-methyltransferase activity
Source: RefSeq, a predicted model, not a curated record
AUUCAUAGAUUUUUAUGCCUUUUCGCUGAAGUGUUGUUUAAUUGACUUAUGUUGGUCCAAUUUCUUACUCUGAAAACGCUCUGAAUUGUACGUACUAACGGGGAUUUGAAUCGUGCAUUCCCGGCAUGUUUCUGGUAAUGAAACAUUAGUAGCCUGGUAGCCUGAUAAGUGGCGCUAACUAGAACUAUAACCGUAUGCUCGAGCAAUCUGACUGCAAACCGGCAAACGCUUCAGUCGACAACUGCCAUAUAAUUGUAGUACGUAACCAAAAUUUUUUAGGUGCGUGGGGCUUCGAGUUAGGAGUGGAUCGUUGCGUUUGGAUUUUAAUUUUAUCAUCUCGAUUAUAACAUAUGGAUUGAAAUUCUUAUGAAAUGUUCAAAUUUGGAUUUACAGUCGACAGUGGGAAUCGAGAGAACGGUACCUCAAAAAAUCAUGUAAUUUUAGCGAGCUGAUUCCUAGACGCUGAGGAUACCAAAGAAGAAACCUCAGUGCUCAGCUGGUUCCCUGCAGAAAGGAUUGAAGUAUCCUCUGAACAGCUCUCCAAAACUUUUGAUAACGAUGAUUUUGAAAUAACCAACAUGUUCUGUGAUAUAACAUUGAAAAUUUUACACGCCGACAAAGUCGUGAUCGAUUUGCAACAUGAUGACUGCAAAAAUAUAAUUGAAGCCGAAUCUCGACAUUCUGAUCUUGUGCCUGCAAAGUAUGAAGGUGGUCUCAAAAUUUGGGAAUGUACUUAUGAUCUUGGAAGAUAUCUUUUAUCUGAAAAAAUUCCACUGGAUCACAAAGAGGUCCUAGACUUGGGAUGUGGUGCAGGGGUUAUUGGUCUUUUGGCCGUACUCAAAGGAUCAGCUAAUGUUCACUUUCAAGACUAUAAUGCAGAAGUAAUAAAAUCUAUCACAAUUCCAAACGUAAUUUUGAACAUCGGUGAUAAAAAACGUGUUCGAGAACAGUGUGCAUUUUUUUCUGGAGAUUGGGAAUCUUUUAGUGAACUAGAGUCACAAAAGUAUGAUAUUAUUUUGACUAGUGAGACAAUUUAUAACCCAGAUAAUCAGCAAAAGUUGUACAAUGUCUUCAAAUCGAAGUUAAAAAAAAAUGGCAUGGUUUAUGUUGCCGGAAAAGUUUAUUACUUUGGAGUUGGUGGAGGAAUGAGACAGUUUGAAGAGCUUGUCAGUAGUGAAAAAAAAUUCUUUACCGAAACUGUUUGGAGAAGUGAAGAAGGUAGUAAUCUACAAUAUGUGGUUUGGAUGUUUGAUUUAACUAAUUUCAUAGGUCUUGAAAUUAAUGAAUUCCCUUUGUAAAUAUUUUUACAGGAGUUCAACGUGAAAUACUAAAGCUAACAUUCGAUACUUGAGAUUUGACAGUGAGAUUAUAGCAGAUCCAACAUCUCACAUAACUGUUGAUAAUUACUGACAAAAUUUUUACCCCCAAUAUCUCAUAUGAAUUAUAUUGCUAAGAAGAUUUGGCUAUCGUUUCAGAAUAAAAAAUAAACAUUUCCAGCAAUGAA